Messenger RNA from Pseudo-nitzschia multistriata, 1730 nucleotides. Lineage: Eukaryota; Bacillariophyta; Bacillariophyceae; Bacillariales; Bacillariaceae. The record is from the annotation of a GenBank genome assembly.
CGAUCGGUGCGAAAACAUGCGUUGCCGACAGCAUAAAAGGUAACUCUCCAAAAAAUCUCCAUCACACAUACGGUGAAGUUACUCGUCUCAACUAAAAGCACCGUACCGGAGUACGAAAAACGUACUAAGAUGCAUCAGGCAAGAGCAUUCUUACUGGGAGUUCAGUACCUAUUACGCGCAGCACAAGGACCAGUACAAGCAUCAGAGCCGCAGUAUGGAACUGGUAGGACAUAAAUUGGCUGAAACCCAAUUUUACUCUCACCUGUUAUCACAAUUUGACCUGUCAUUUCUAGAGUACUCUCUGACCAUACUAUUACUAUCACCAUUAUCACACUAUGAAGUUCACUGUUGCUGCUACUCUCCUCGCCACAUCUGUUACAGCCACAUCUGGAUCUGACCAAAGUGUUGCCAAUGAUGCAGCAUCCGCGAGUCAUCGUGGACUUGCUGUUUCUUUGGAAGAUCGAUUCGAGGUGACUUCUGUAUUGAAAGAGCGCCGUGCAUCCAAAAAUAAAGGCAAGGUCAUCCGCAAUCUACAAAGAAAACUUCAGCAGCGGCAGCUUGGCAAUGAGGUCGAGGAAGAUUCACAAGUGCAUGAAGAAGACCUUGAUCUUGGUAUAUUUUCUCGUGGAUUGCAAGCCAAUGCUACAGAACCCGAGGAAGAGCUAUCCGUGAUGGAACAGCUAAUCGAACUUUGUGGGGACACAGAAGAAACAGACGAAAGCUUUUCGUGCACAUGUGCUGAUCUUAAUGUCGAAGCAUACACUGCAAGUGUAACUUGUGCAUACGCAGAAAAUUGCCUCAGUCCCACCGAGGACAUUUGUGGAGGAAAUACCACUUUCUGCUUCCUAGAAACCUACAACCUCGAAGUUACGGCACCAGGAACUGGAUCCUCUGCGAUCUGCUACGAGCUAACUUCUCCUCUUUCGUUCAAUUACUGCUACGGGCUCACAUACACGGACGAGAGUACCACUCCUUCUGGUUGUGUGUUGGAGGUAGAAGGAAACCAGUGCAACUCGUGCGAAUUUUACUUUUACGAUUCACAACCGAACGUUACAUGCAAUAAUUUUGAUUGCAGCAACGCCGAUGAAACCAUUGGAAGUGGUAUCAUCUGCGGAGAUGAUACCAUCGUCUCGGCGAAGAUCGAGGAUCACCUUACGUAUGCUCCCUUGCCAUGUGAAGGUGGAUGCAACAUUUGUCCCUCGAAUGGUGAGAUGUCAUUGGUAGAUAACAAUGUAACCAUGAUCACAGGUGAUGUCUAUCAGUGUUGGCAGUUAAAUCUUGCAGCACAAGCCGGAUAUCUCCAAGAUAUGCCGGGUGAUUUAUGCAAUAGUUUGCUGGAAGUCGUGAACGAACCUUGUGGGUGCGUUGUUCCUCCUGCUACCGAAGUCCCGGAAGUUACCCCCACUUCAGACRAAGACACAAAUCCCGAAGCAGCACCCACUGACGCACCUAUGUCGUCAACCGAGCCCAACGAAGCUUCUGAUGGCGCAACAGUAAAAUCAAGAUUUUCUUUUGCUGUCACUGCGUUGGCUGCAACCUUUUCAUGGAUGAUAAUUUAAGAUAUGAAUUAUCCAUUCAUUGCUCAAUACUUCUACAUUGUAUUGAACUUCCGGGUCGUCUGUUUACUCAAUUUCACUAUCGAUUUGGUCGGGCGCUGACGACAGCUCAUUGACACGUCGUACCAUGUUUAAAAUCGUAUCGUUAAACUCCAAUACAUAAUUUAUUGUUAU